AUGCUAUUAAACAUGUUAAUGUCUUCUAAUUAUUCCAUCCAUUCUUUUUUGUUGUUGUUGUUUUCUUCUUCCGCCAUAAUUGCCAAUCAACUUUUCUUUCGACUUCAUUGCGAGAUUCUCAUCUGCACGGCUUCACAUGAUUUCCGGUCCACAUCCUUUUUUAUUCUUCCAUUUUGUCUCUUCUUCUCUCUUUCUUUUUCUCUCUCUCUUUCUUUCUUUCUCUUUUUCUGCUUAACUCGACAUUCAUUAACGUGUACAUUGAAUUUCACCUCCAUUAGUUUUCUUUUUUUGUUUCUUUUCUUCUAUCUUUCUUCUUUCGUUCUACUUCCUUUCUUUCUUUUUCUUUCUUUCUUUCUUUCUUUCUUUCUUGCUUUCUUUCUUUCUUUCUAUCUAUCUAUCUAUCACUUUCUUCUUUAUUUUUCUUCCCUUCUUCUAUCCUUCUGUUUCUUUCUUUCUUUCUUUCUUUCUUUCUUUCUUUCAUUCUUUCUUUAUUUAUUUAUUUUUAUCUAUAUUUCUAUUUUUUGUUUAUUGUUUCUUUUUUCAAACUUUCUUGUUUCUUUCUGUUUUCUUUCUUUCUUCUUUCUAUCUAUCUAUCUAUCUAUCUAUCUAUCUAUGACUUCUUUCUCUAUUUUCCUUCUAUCCUUCUAUAUUUCUUCUUCUUUCGUUCUUCUUUCUUUCUUUCUUUCUUUCUUUCUAUCUAUCUUAAUUUCUUGCUCUCUACUUUCUUUCUUUCUUUCUUUCUUCUUUUUCUAUCAUUCUUACGUCUUUCUUUUUUCUUCUUCCUUCUUUAUUUUUAUCCAUAUUUCUCUCUAUUUUUCUUUCUUUUUCUUUUCUUUCUUUCUUUUUCUUUUCUUUCUUUCUUUCUUUCUUUCUUUCUUUCUUUCUUUCUUUCAAUUACUUUCUUUCCAGUUCCUCGGAAUCUUCUUUUCUAUUUAUCUCCAUCUUCCCCUUUUCCUUCGUUCCCAUCAUUUCUACUGUUACCUUUAUUUUACGUAUAUUUUCCGGCUUCUCUCUUUUCAUUGA
Molecule: messenger RNA, 1023 nt
Organism: Acanthosepion pharaonis
Lineage: Eukaryota; Metazoa; Mollusca; Cephalopoda; Sepiida; Sepiidae
Source: the annotation of a GenBank genome assembly